Ceraceosorus guamensis is the source of this 2351-nucleotide messenger RNA. RefSeq names its product Rgp1-domain-containing protein. The record is from RefSeq and is a predicted model, not a curated record. The transcript has 5 exons. Gene Ontology annotation, biological process: retrograde transport, endosome to Golgi. NCBI's taxonomy places the organism in Eukaryota, Fungi, Basidiomycota, Exobasidiomycetes, Ceraceosorales, Ceraceosoraceae. Gene Ontology annotation, cellular component: Golgi membrane; Ric1-Rgp1 guanyl-nucleotide exchange factor complex. Bases 302 to 2317 code for a protein of 671 amino acids.
CUCAGUCGGGUCUCCCACACCUGCGCGCAUGGCAAGUGGUGCAUUCAGGCAGCCUAGUGGACCCGUCCCGCGCACGCACCCUCACGGCAGAAAACAGAGCAUAGCAGCUGUGCAAGCAGAAGAUCUUUCUGCUGCUUUCGCUCUGGGCGCGCCUGGGAUGCCUGCCAGCAGUGCUCCCUCUAGCGCUGCUUCUCCAAUCACGGAGAAAGAGCCUGCAUCUCCAUCCUUUUCCAACGAACCUUCGACGCCUAGAGCGAUUGGUCAUGCUUUCUAUCAAGCUGGGCAAGGAGCAAACGAUACGAUGGAGUCUGUGCUCAGGGAUGAUAUCUCUGCGUGGUCCAGGCCGGGUAUCGGGCGGGGCGGAAGCGGACAAAGCAGCGGCAACAGCAGCGGUCUGGACGUUAGCACGCCCACCUCCUCCUCGUCAGCAAGCACGCCGUACGGAGCUCCCAAAUCUUCGCCGCUCUUUCCAUCUGGUCGUUCGUAUGCGCCGGGCACCAUCAGCCUGCUGUGGAGCUUUGCGCAGUUUGGAGGAGAAUUCAAGGUGGACGAAUCUUUGAUCAAGCCGGGAGAGUUUGAGCAGGUAAAAAAGAGGUUGGCGAUGGAUCGCACCAUUGGUGGAGGGCAUCUGGCUUCUUCGUUCGGGGGCGCACACGGCACAGGCGGGGGCGGUGGGAGCGGCGCUCAGUUCGAUGGCGGAGAUGAGGAUGCGCAGAAAGCUGGGUGGGGCACUUACCUCUCUUCGGCGCUCUUCUCUAGACCUGCGAGGCGGGCGCAUGGGAGGAGCGUUAGCUCCAUUGGCGAUAGACAGGCGAGGACGCUGCAGAACAGGGCUGUGCCGCUGUUUUCCAGCCCCCCGUCCAUUGUUGCGGUAGAUCUAGAGCUGAAGCCGGGCGAGAGCCGGAGUUAUUCAUUCAGGAUACCCUUGCCAGCUGAUCUUCCGCCUAGCUACACCGGUCGAGCUAUCUCCUUCACGUAUACGCUGACGCUGGGAACGAAUCGAGUGGAUCAUGCUGCCCCUCGAUCGGCUGGAUCGAAUGGACGUUUUGCACAAUCGCAAGGCUCGAAGCAGCAACAGAGGUCCCGUCUGAUCAGGAUACCGCUGCGCAUCUACAACCACGUCAGCGUCAGUGGAGCUACGCACUUCUUCGACUUGACUAAUCCCGUAGUGUAUAGGAAAGAUGAGUCGGUGGUCAGAGAGGAGCUGGAUGACAUGUUGGUGACGCCUACGUUGAGGAGUCCACCGGUAGCCAACGGUCCGAGGCAGGAUCUGGCAGCGGAGCGCUCCAGAGCCAAGUCGCAAGGCCGAGAGCAAGCGUUUGGAAAGUCUGAGUUCGAAGAGUAUGCAAGGGAUCUGCUGCUUUCGACUCGCGCGAAUGAGGCCGCUCUGGAUGACGAGGAUGCACCUACUGAUGUAGAGGCUGCAGCGUCGGCGGCAGCGUCGGCAGCCCGUGACCUCUUGUUCGCGCCCGAUCCCACUGCAUCGCCUCCAACAUCCAGAAAGUCGCUGUCGAGGUCUUCGUCUAUGAACUUGCCUAGACCUACUUCUCCGCUGGGCAGAAGGGCUAGCGUGGCUGCCUCGGCUGCUGGCGAAGAGGAUGAUGGACCAAAGACGAGCAUGGAAGCUGUCGAGCACCUGUCGCGCAACUCGCAGAAAGUGUCCUACGACAUUUCGAAAGACGGACAAAUUGUGGCCGUCUUGACUCUGAUCAAGUCCAAGUAUCGCCUGGGAGACACGGUGUCUGGAGUAGUGACGAUGAACCGGUCGGGCAGCGUGGCUCGAGUGGUCCGAAUAGCAGCGACGCUGGAAUCGCACGAAGCCAUUCAAUCGGAUCUGUCCACCUUGCCGCAGAAUAGGGUGGCAAAAAUGACCAAAGUUGUGCACUCGGAAUGCCACCAGUCCACGUUGGACUCUGGUCAAGCCAGCUUCGCUCUGCCCAUCCCUAGCGGUGCUACGCCCGACUUUGUGACGAGUGCGGUCAAAAUCAAUUGGACUGUUCGACUUUCCUUUUUGACCUUGGCAUGCGUCCGACCUAGCAAAGGAGGACCUAGAGGAGCGCCACCUUCCCACCUGAUUCCCGUCGAGUCGGAUGGGUACGAGCACUUUCACGCUUCGCUCGUAGCCGUGCCUCACCUCUCUGGUCCUCUGCAUCCCUCGUUGAUGCCGACGACGACAUCCAAGGAGGAGGAGAGCGGCGGCGCUUCGAUGCGAGCGCCUGAAGGAACAAAGUUGGAGGUGGUGGAGUGCGCAGUGCCGCUCAACGUCUUGCCGCACUCUACCAGAUUUCAACCUGGCGCUGCUUCGGUCUUUGCUUAGGAAGAUCAGCAAAUCACGAAUGCGAACCCCCCCC